Molecule: messenger RNA, 4597 nt
Organism: Erpetoichthys calabaricus (reedfish)
Lineage: Eukaryota; Metazoa; Chordata; Cladistia; Polypteriformes; Polypteridae
Product: gastrula zinc finger protein XlCGF26.1-like
Exons: 3
Coding region: 240-1880 (546 amino acids)
Source: RefSeq, a predicted model, not a curated record
GCUCGGCCUGCCAUUUGAGACACGGGGUCUGUACUUCAGAGACAAAGGCGAACUGAAGAAGGGGAGAAGGAAAGAAAACUGAAGAGGAAGAUAAUCGAUAAAAAGAAUCCUCCAUCCCAGUUCACAUGGCAGUGCCGGGGGAUGACUAAUGGCCUUCAGGUCAGGGCUGUCUGUGUGACAACGACACCUUAAAAGACAGCAGCAGACACUUGUGAGUAGAGAAGAGUUUCACACAAAACAUGGAGUUAGCCAAACAGGAGGGCAGGGGUGAAAGACUGGAGCACAUUAAGCAAGAAGACUGUGAUUGCAGUGCACCACAAUAUUUGUGUGGGAAGGUGGAGGAUUGUGAAAGAAGAAUUUCAGUUUUUAAAGAGGAGGAGUGCAAGGAGAAGAUUAUAGAAAUUAAAGUUGAGAAAUCAGAAGAUGUGUCCGUUAAUCUUGAACUGCAAAAGCACCAAACUGGGAAUAUGUCUAAGGAAGAUGUCUGUGAAGAAUCGCAUUGCCGUUCACAGCCUUCGUUCACUAAUAUGGGACAACUGACCACCCAGCAGAAUUCUAUAGAGUUGAAAUCUGAGCUAAGUGAGUGUGAAGAGAAAAUCAGUGAAGGAAUUGAGAAAGGAGCAGAUGAACAGAAUUCACCUAGGAGUAUGGGAAGAAAUUUAUGUGUGAAUGUCAGCUUCUGUCCAUCUUCAGCUGCUCAGCCCCUUCUUGCCUGCAAACUGGAACAGAAACAAGACAAUGAGAUGAUGAAUAAAUCAACAACAGGAUUGGAGAAUUUGGCAACGGCCUCUUUCCAGUGUAGUUCUCUUUUUUCAAGAGAACCUGUGAAAUCUGACCAAGAACAAGCACAUAACACAGAUCAAGAAGCUUUGUGCGCUGGUCAAGCAUGUGGAGAAAAUUUUAAAAAGAAGUCUGAAUGUAAAGAUAAGUCAGUUCAUUCAAAACCAAAGCCAUAUUGCUGUUCUGGAUGUGGCAAAAGUUUCCUCUUUAAUUACAACCUUCAAAUGCACAUAAGAAGUCAUACUGGAGAAAAGCCGCAUUCUUGCUCUUAUUGUGGCAAAAGAUUUAGCCAACUUAGCAAUCUUCAUACUCACACAAAAAAUCAUACUGGAGAAAAGCCACAUUGCUGUUCUGAAUGUGGCAAAACAUUUAUCCAUGUUUCAGAUCUUCAGCGUCACACAAGAAUUCAUACUGGAGAAAAGCCAUAUUGCUGUUCUGAAUGUGGCAAAAGUUUCCUCUUUAAUUACAAGCUUCAAAGGCACAUAAAAAUUCAUAAUGGAGACAAGACAUAUUGCUGCUCUAAAUGUGGCGACAUAUUUAACCAGUUUAGUGGUCUUCGGAGUCACACAUGUGUUCCUACUGGAGAAAAGCCAUAUUGCUGUUCUCAGUGUGGCAAAAAAUUUAGCCAGAAUAGGAGUCUUCGGAAUCACACAAGAAUUCAUACUGGAGAAAAGCCAUAUUGCUGUUCUGAAUGUGGUAAAGGAUUUAGCCAGAAUAGGAGUCUUCAGAAUCACACAAGAAUUCAUAAUGGAGAAAAAAUGUAUUGCUGCUCUGAAUGUGGUAAAAAAUUUCACCAGAUUAGCAAUCUUCAGAGUCACAAAAGACUUCAUAGUGGAGAAAAGCCGUAUUGCUGUUCUGAAUGUGGCAAAAGAUUUAGCCAGGUUACAAAUUUUCAAAAUCACACAAGAAUUCAUACUGGAGAAAAGCCAUAUUGCUGUUCUGUUUGUGGCAGGAGCUUUGCUCAGAUUAGCAAUCUUCACACACACACAAGAAUUCAUACCGGAGAUAAGCGAUAUAGCUGUUCCGAAUGCGGCAAAAGAUUUGUUCAGAGUAGCAGUCUUAAGAGUCACGCAAGAAUCCAUUCUGGAGAAAGGCCCUGAAAGGAGUAUGUUAGAGGGGUGAAGAAGCAGAAGGAAGAAAGAAUGGAAGAAAAAGUCACCUUUCCAGUUACUCAAGUGUUGAGUACUUUCACGUGGUGGGCUUCAUUGUAAAAUAUCUAUACCAAACCUUAUCAAAGUGAAGCUACUAUUAUAGUAGGAAAGGUUUUUAACAGAACAAACCACAAAAAUGAAGCUUGAGCUAGAAAUGAAGAUGACUGGACACAGUCCAGUGGUCACUUGAAGAUAAAGAUGAGUUUGUGUACUGUGACUUUUAUGCAACAAAUCCCAAAUUUCUGACUAGAAGAUUUGCGAAGAGGGUUUGUACAAAACCAGAAUCCUAGAAAGUAGUAUCAGUUUCCAAAGUAAAUUAAACAAAAAAACUGAUGCAAACCUAAGAUUACUAAUAUGCAUGAUUAAAGAAAGAGAGCAAAUAAGCCAAGAAAGAUUAGAAUAAUUAUCAAAGCAGAAAAAGUAGAAGUUAUACAGGAAUAAUGGCAAGACCUCUGGGUCAUGAGAAUUGAAUGGGCAAUGACCUGGGAGGAAGAGAAGAGGAGAGAUCUCGUAUGGUGUGGCAUCUACACAAAUAUAAAAGUAUCAGCCACCGAACAGUAAAAAAAGAGGAAACAGACAUAGUUGAAAACCGACUCGGAACUAAACAUCCAAAUAUGAACAGCAACACAAACAGAAUGCUUACUACUCAGAAAUGCAAUGUAUUUAAAAGUAGCCGAUUCUAAAAACAAAGAUAUGCAAAUAAUAAAGGAAGUAGUUUUGAAAGAAUUAAGAAUGGAAGGAAUUGAGGGGCAACAGCCUGAAAGUGACAACAAGGAACUGUGUGCCACAGAAACUGACAAGGACCCCAAGAGAAGUUAACUCCAAAUAUUCAAGAUGCAGAACAGCCAGACAUAGAAAAAACUACAAAAACACCAACAAAAAAUCGACAAAAUACCAAAAAGGAUAAGACAUCUGAAGAGCAUACCCUGAAAGAAUCAGAAAAGGUACCGUCAAUAGAGGAAUAAAGAAAUUAAGGAAAUCAAGGAAGAGCUGCUGGACCUUGUUGAUGUGGACAAACCCACAGAUAUCUAGAGAAGAGAGAGGUGACCAAGAAUAUCAAUAAACAUCACCACAACGCAGUGUUAGAGCUGAGGUCAAAUACUAUGUAAAUAAAGUCAUCAGCCUAAAACUAGCAGAGCAGAAGAAUAUUAGGAUAAGGAAAAUCAGCAAAACUACAUUCCUCCAUGGGUGAAACAAAUUGAGGGGUUUAUUUAACCAAAGCCGACAUGGAAGAGGUAAUGUCUUAGCUAAAAUACGACAGCUGAAACUACAGUACUGUAUUUCAACACAGGGGGACUCGAACUUCACAAUAGCAAAACAACAAACUCAAAAUCCUUGCAGAAAUUCAGAAGCUAAGAAGGUGCAAACAAAAGCGAAAGGAAAAUAGCAAAACAGAUUAUUCAGGGACAAGGCACAAAUGUGUUGUAGAGCGUUGGGUGGGGACACAGUGGAAGUAACUACACCACCAGAGAAAAACAGAUGUUGAAACACUCUGUGCUCUUGGGCAUCCUCAUGUAUGUUUCUCCAAUCAAGAAAGCGGACUGGUUAGGAAAAAUCCAGAAAGACAUAAAAACAAAACAAUGACGGGAAUGGAUUGGCCUCGGUAGCUACUGAGAAAUGGUAAACACACUUAAAUCUGCUGCUAACUGGAGGACACCCAGCCCUGAUGCCUUAACAGACUUUUGGCUCAAACAACUGACAGCACUGCAGCAGGACAUGACUAAAUAUAAAAAGUCAUCCAUGCAGGAGCCACAGAGGACACCACAGUGCCUCACUACUGGAACAACACUUCUAAUUUCAAAAUCAGGCCCAACCAAUGAAACAAAACACUACCGCCCUAUACCUUUCCUAUCCACAGUUUAUAAACUCUUCAAAACAAUUGAUAAGAGAAUUCAUAGUCACCUGGAAGACAACACCAUAACGGCAGCAGAAGAUAAAGUUAACAAACAAUCAUCAUAAGGAACAAAAGACCAGCUAUUGAAGAGAGCUGUGAUGGAGUGCUGCACAAAGGGAAGAAGCCUGAGUGUUCCUUGGGUGGGUUACAAGAAAGCCUUUGACAGCCUGCCACACUCGUGGAUACUCCGAUGUUUGGAACUGCACAAAAUCCACCCUGCUCUCAUAACAUUCAUUUCCACCACCAUGAACCACUGGCAGACACACUUGCAGCUCCACCAAAACAAAGGAAAGAUUACAAUUCCAAAUAUACAAACCAAAAAAGGAAUUUACCAGGGAGAUUCGCUUUCACCAUAGAUUUAAUGCCAGUGCCAACAGUAGUGAAGCACCCUUCUCAGUAUCCUUUGUCAUGGAUUCAACAUCAGCACCCAGAACCAGCCAGACCCCCUGAUUGUCGCACAUCUUCUGUUUUUGGAUGAUUUGGGAGUAAAUGAAGUUGAAGAAAACAAUCAUAAAGAAUUAUGGAGGAAAACUGCAAAAGAAUACAUUUGUCUUACAAGGAUGAUACUCAGACCUUCCCAUAUGGCACACGAUAAAAUCCAGGCAGUAAACCAACUAGCCAUCCCCAUCCUCUUACAGCUUUAGUAGCAUAGGCUGGCCACAAAAUGACUUGCAUAACCUGAACAUACGUGUUAAGUGUAUAAUUAUGGUAAAUCUACUAAGACUGAGUUAUUGUUGUUGUUCCCUUUAAGACAAUGUGUCUUCCUUGUAGG